Myotis myotis is the source of this 573-nucleotide messenger RNA. RefSeq names its product epididymal protein 3B (gene EDDM3B). NCBI's taxonomy places the organism in Eukaryota, Metazoa, Chordata, Mammalia, Chiroptera, Vespertilionidae. The record is from RefSeq and is a predicted model, not a curated record.
AUGACACCCUCCUUGUCACCAAACACAAACUUAAUAAAUAACCAAAUUUCAGUUUCAGCCUCUUCCAGAGGUGGAAUUGUAAACCAAUCAAUUUGGAAUUUCCUGAUCAGCACUGACCCACAAGUGAUCCUAGUGACAGAGUCAUUCUCUCUAAAGGUCCUAGGUCCUCUCUUGCUCCUGCUGUUCCCCUUAUGUAGAAUCCAUGUACAUUGCCAGAACAUUUCAGGUAGGGAAUUCAUGAAAUAAUACCAUCUGAGCGCAAGCUGGGAAUUCAAUGAGUACAGAUGCAAUGAUCUCAUGAGAGAAAGAGAAGCUCCAAAAGACAGGAACUAUCACCUCUUCAUCUAUACCUUCUGGCACAAAAUUGAGCACAUAUGCAUCAGGAACUGGAGAGAUUACUACAGAAAUGUAUAUAUAUGGGUCCAGUAUCCCUUCAAAAUAAUCAAGUGUUACCAGGGGAAUAACAAAAAGGGCUACAAAGAGCACAGGGGCCACAGCUACAUUGAAUUCCAUUGUGGCAUGAAUGUUGAUAGCAUAGAGGACAUCCUGUUGUUAGAGGUUGUCAGUAACUAG